Amphiprion ocellaris (clown anemonefish) is the source of this 4759-nucleotide messenger RNA. It is a transcript of the gene ugt8, whose product is annotated as UDP glycosyltransferase 8. Gene Ontology annotation, molecular function: UDP-glycosyltransferase activity. The coding region runs from base 195 to 1844 and encodes 549 amino acids. Lineage: Eukaryota; Metazoa; Chordata; Actinopteri; Pomacentridae. The record is from RefSeq and is a predicted model, not a curated record. The transcript has 6 exons.
CUUUCACCGCCCCUGUGAAAGGGACUUCGACUCUAAUGCUCCCUCGGCUCGUAUUCGGUUCCCGGGGACCCAUUUUACUUUACAUGCACUUUUUCUAAGUCCUGGCCCCCCUUUUAUUUUGUGUUCUGUCUCCCUUAAAUUCUGCCAGGACUACUGCAGGUUGCUCAAACAGAGCUACACUCAACUGUCAAGCCAUGCUACUACCCUCCUCACUACUACUCCUCCUCGGCCUCCUCACAUGGAGUCCCAGUGCUACAUGGGCUGCUAAAGUGAUUGUGGUCCCACCCAUCAUGUUUGAAUCCCAUCUCUACAUCUUCAAGACGCUGGCCACGGCUCUACACCAGGAGGGCCACGAGACCCAUUUUCUAGUUUCAGAGGGCCGUGAGGUCCCGCCCUCUCCUUACUACCAUUUACAGCGCUAUCCAGGGAUCUUUAACAGCACCACGGCCGACAAUUUCCUCCAAUCCAAAGUCACCAACAUCUUCUCAGGCCGCCUGACAUUUCUGGAACUGUUUGACAUUCUUGACCACUACUCUCAGAACUGUGAUGCUGUUGUGGGCAGCGUUGAAGUAAUGAAGCGCCUGAAAGAGGCCAAGUUUGACCUGCUGCUCGUGGACCCUAAUGAAAUGUGCGGUUUUGUGAUCGCUCAUAUCCUGGGCGUGAAAUAUGCUGUGUUCAGCACAGGCCUGUGGUACCCUGCAGAGGUUGGAGCUCCAGCCCCGUUAUCAUAUGUACCCGAAUUCAACUCGUUGCUGACAGACCGCAUGUCCCUGAUGCAGAGGAUCACGAACACAGCUGUUUACCUGGUGCAGCGCUUUGGAGUCCAUUACAUUGCAUUACCCAAAUAUGACCGGAUUAUGAAGAAACACGGAGUAAAGCCUCAAGUGGCCAUGGCUGACUUGGUGCAGGGCAGCCGGCUGUGGAUGCUCUGCACUGACAUGGCUCUGGAGUUCCCCAGACCCACCCUUCCACAUGUGGUGUACAUCGGAGGCAUCCUCACCAAGCCCCCCAGCCCACUGCCACAGGAUUUUGAGGCCUGGGUGAAUGACACAGCGGAGCACGGCUUUGUGGUUGUGUCCUUUGGAGCCGGCGUCAAGUACCUUUCCCAUGACAUUGCACACAAACUGGCAGGAGCCCUUGCCAGGCUGCCCCAGCGUGUCAUCUGGAGAUUUUCUGGCGUUCCACCCAGUAACCUUGGCAACAACACCAAGCUUGUUGACUGGAUGCCUCAGAAUGACUUAUUAGGCCAUGCUAACACGAGGGCCUUCCUGAGCCACGGGGGCCUGAACAGCAUCUACGAGGCAAUGUAUCAUGGGGUGCCGGUGGUCGGUGUGCCCCUGUUUGGUGACCACUAUGACACCAUGACUCGUGUGGCAGCCAAAGGUAUGGGUAUCAUGAUACACUGGAAAUACAUGACGGAGGAAGACCUCUUCGUAGCCCUGACCAGCGUCAUCAAGGACACCAGGUAUCGCCAGCAAGCACGUCUUCUCUCCAAUAUUCACAAAGAUCAACCAGGCCACCCUGUGACCAGGGCCGUUUACUGGAUCAGCUAUAUACUCCGUCACAACGGUGCCAACCACCUGCGCUCAUCUGUAUACGAGGUGUCCCCCUACCAGUAUUUCCUGCUGGAUGUGAUUUUUACUGUAGGGGCUGCCUUGGCUCUAACAGGCCUUGCCUUGCAGCGGUUGGUACGACUGCUGAGGGGGAAGGACGGGGACCACAACAGAGGAGGUAACAUCAGGGAUGAUGGUAACAUGGCCAAUGGACAUUGCCAUAGCGAGAGCUUGGCCAAUGGGAAACACAAACGCAAUGGCUCUUUGAAAAGCGAGAAGAAGAUAAAUUAAUGUUUUUAGAGGCAAAGAGAGAUGAGGAAGAAGUUGCCCGAAGGACUCAGCUCUAGGUUUGGUUCAGUGAUUUUAUGAAAGCUUGGAAAGAAUGCUGUUCUUAGGUCUGCGUCAAGAGGCAACUGCUACUCAGAGCAUGGAAGAGGCUGUAGGAGGAUACACAAUGCAUCGUGUGAGGACAGAGCAAAGCAUUGGGUGCUCAAAAUCUGUGUGUCUGUGUGAAUGUGUAUGUGUGAUGAAGCGAAUUUAACAGACUCCUAACAGCAGCUACAGCAAUACAACACUAAAUUUGAACAUCUUUGAGGAUGAAACACAGGAAAGACACAUUGUAAGAAGUUGUUUCUACAUGUGCAUCUUCGCGCCUGCAUGUUCUCUAUCGUCUUCCUGCCUUCCUGUCCAGUGGAAAGAUAACGAAGAGGGGAAAUCCUGGGCGCCAACCCCUCAUCCUCAGAACAAAACAAGAAAACAAACAGCUUUUGAAAAAUUUAGGAUUUAAUGUUUUUAACCGCAAACUCCAAGUGUCUGGUAAACUGUAAAUAGAGCAUACAUCUAUUUAUUACUGUACAAAGACAUUUUAAGGAUCUUAUUUUUAAUUUAUUUCACAUAUAAGUGGUGUGACGACAAUUAGUAGAUUUACACUCCUUAGUCUAAGCUCACAUCUGCGCAACAUUGUGUCCUUCACAUUGGCGAAAAAAACAAAACAAAGCUGAUAGCAGUAAUUAUUGUAAGCAUGCACAGGUCUGUGCUUUCUGCACUUGCAUUAUCCACAGUAUUCACUGUGGUCUUCAGACUGAUCAGUAUGAAAAUGCACUAUUUUCCCUUUUCACAUGGUAGUGCCAACUUGUGACUGCACUUCGCUGUGCAGUGUCCCCACUGUCUCCUGACUGACUUUUGUUCCGGUGGAGAAUAACUCUGCUGAACUCUGUUUGGCUUAUCCGUGUGAAAAGGUGAUUAUGUAAAAUUGAAAAGAUACAGCAAUGAUAACUACUGAGGAUACUAUGGAUAGGCAGAGCCAGAUCAGAAAUGUGCUGAAGGUCAUCCAGUCACGUGAUAAGGGAUGAGCCAGAGCAUUAUUGAUUUAUGAUUACUUGCUUUGUGAUUCCCAUAUCUUGAAUCUACACCCCUCAUCUGUUUGUUACUUGGUAAAGAAUAAUCACUUGAUUGCCAUUUUCAGUGCUACACUCGACUUUUUACAUCAUUCAUAAUUUAUUUGUUAAUUAUUUGUUAAUAAAUGUAUUAAUUCAAACUUGUGUUGCAAAUUCAAAUUUAAAUGAUACCAUUCAGGUUGGAAGUCCCACUCAGUGCUUCAUUUCUCUACGUUUGUUUGCUGUUGAAGUUCAUGUACAAACUAGGCACAUCUUGUGUAAUUACAUUAAUUCUGAGUGUGAUUGAUUCACAUUCUGGAUGUAGCCUUUUGUAAUGGUACCAUAUGUGUAUGCAGUAUGCUUGAACACCAAUGUGCGAUGUGUGAGCUUGCUUCAGUGCUUGAGUGCUUUGGAUCAUUAUACAGCAACAGACCGACUGUAUCAGUGACACAAAGCAGACGUGGUAUAUCUUAGUCCACCGGAGAGUCAUGUUAAAUAAUUACUGACUUUUUAGUUCUGUGAAGUUAAAUUGUAUGCCCAAAAAUAUGCAAAGGAUUCUGUCUGUUCUUUUCUUUCAGUAAGGCUGAAAUUGCCUUCUGUGACUUCUCUAUCAUCAUUAUUUUACUCUUGUUUCUUGGCCAGCAUUAAGCAGCCAUGUCUGUUAAUUUUACAUGCAGAUGGGUGGAUGAGGGAUUUGUGUAAGAAGAGAAAAAGAAUGCUACAGUUCCAACAAUAAAGGUGAAGCCCGUUACUUUUACAAUUAAUGUGUCAAAGUGACACUGAUCCCCACAGUGAAAUUCUCUUUUCUUAAAACCCCCGUCAGCGAGAUCAAAGUACAAGGUGAGCUGGAAGAGUAUCUGUAGAGUUUGUGGGGAUUCAGUAUCUUGCUAAUGGAUAUUUCAGAAGGGCAGGUGCUCGUCGACAUUGGACAUAAAAAUCUCAUGAACAUGAGACCUCCUGCUGGGUGAUUUAUCAAACCACUUGACAUACUGUAUUUUCUGUUCCUGUUUUUGCAGCAACGAUGAGACAGAAUUCUGACAGCAUUUUGGCUUCCUAGCAAAAAAGAUUGUUCACCAACGUAAUAAAGCCUCAUGCACAGCCAAAAACAGCAAUGUAAAUGUAAAAGACACGGAGGAAAUGUUCGUUUAACCAGGAAAAGUUUUUGAGAAUUUUAACAUCCAAAAUCUUUAUAAUAAAAAGUUUCACGAUCUUCUUGUCUCUGUGAGCUACCAAAAUGCUUGCAGUGCCCAACCCAGCCCUGCUGAAAACAGGCUCUUAUACUUGAAUCGUCAUCUUUAUCAUCAAUAAUAACAUCAGGUGCUGGGCAUGGUAGGUGGGCCUGCAGGUGCUACAUAAGCUAUGAACAGAGAAAAACGUUUGAGAAGAUUUAUCGUCUUUUUUUAAAUUUAGUUUUCAGUAUUACUAAUGUUAUAGCCCACAUAGGUAAAUGAGCAUCCUUUAAUUCUCUAAUGUUUUUGUACAUAUCCUGCAGUCUGACAUGUCUCUGUUCCUGUGAUGUUAGUAUUUCAUCAGCUUGAUCACCUUUUGUUCUGUGCUCAGUACAACAAAAGGUGCUUGUUCCUGUUGUCUACUCUGUGACUCACUCUUUCCUUCCUAGUGUUUUCUGCCAUCUUUGUAUUCCUGUCGUUUUCUUCCUCCUUCCACAUAAUUAUUAGCUGCAUCUACUGACUCUCUUCAUUUUAAUUUUAUUUUACUUUGAUUUCAAAAUGACAGUCUUCACUUUUUUCUGUCAUGUGUGUCUUUGUUGUAAAUAGAAUGUAAACAAAAUACUAAUGCUGAAUAAAAAUUGCAUAUUUUGUUUGCAGAAAA